AUGCAUUACUUUAAUGUUACCAACACUGCCAAGUUCCUGUCUUGCACUUCGACUGCAUUGACCCCAAUCCUGACUCCUGUCACCAAGACUACCCUGUCGCCUGUGACCCAAACCCGCUACACGACCGUCUAUGAGACUGUCAUGCCGGCAGCUUGCGAGACAGGUCAGUGGAUGGCCACUUACACUGUCACCGAGACUUGCACUGGCAAGCCUAGCGACUAUGUUCCCUCAGUUAUCCCUCCUGGAUUUGUCGUAACAACUGUGUCUUGCCCCGUCUGCCAGCCUGCUACGGCCAUCGAGAUCACUUGCCCGGGUGUUCAGCCCACCGGGUAUCCCACCGUCGGCAUUACUGGCAACGGUGUUACUGCUACCAUCACCGCUACGCCGGCUGGUUACCCUAUGGGCAACCCGGGUGCUUACCCUACCAAAUUCCAGUCCCAUGUGCUGGCCCCGGCUGCCCAGACUCAAAGCCAAUGCCAUGCUCUGGACCCGAGUGUCCUCACCCAGGCUCAGAAUAUACUCCUGGCGGCAACCCCGGCUCUACUCCAUGCCACGGUCCCGAAUGCCCAAGCACUGGUUCCGGCCCCGUUCCUUGCUCUGGCCCUGGAUGCCCCGCUCCAGCCGGCCCAGGCUCCAUGCCAUGCUCUGGCCCCGGCCCGUGCCCCAUCCCUGGUCCCAAGCCAGUCCCCGUUCCUUGCACCGGCCCCGGGUGCCCUAGCUCCAACCCUAAGCCUAUCAUCCCAUGCGCCGGACCCAGUUGCCCCGGCUCAGGUAACAAUGGCACCACUAGCACUCCUCCUUAUAUCGUCUCCGGCGCAUCGUCACCCAAGAACGCUUUCGCCGUCGUCAUAG
This is a messenger RNA of Daldinia childiae, 852 nucleotides long. RefSeq lists its product as uncharacterized. Bases 1 to 852 code for a protein of 283 amino acids. The transcript has 2 exons. The record is from RefSeq and is a predicted model, not a curated record. NCBI's taxonomy places the organism in Eukaryota, Fungi, Ascomycota, Sordariomycetes, Xylariales, Hypoxylaceae.